AUGGUUCAGGCCGUCAAAGAGCUCUAUGAACAUUAUGCCUUUCUUCUCCUGCAGAAUCUGCCUCGUGCUUCCUAUGUAUCGAUAGACCAGCAUGCGUAUCGUACAGAUACACUUUUUGAGGGCUUUAAGCUUGUGCCACCUGGCAUACACUGUUUGACGUGGCAGUCAGCUGGAUACGCAGAUGACCGACAAGAUGCGCUUGCCACAGAAGGCAUCCGCUCGGCUCUUUUUCUCUACACUAAAGAAAAAGAUGUUUUGUCACGCACAUAUGACCCCGCGUCUGACGCCUGGCUUACUCCCCCCGGCACAGAUGCCAGCACGCCAUUGCUAGUAUCUAGGGACCAUCUCCAAUCCAUGGACAAGUCGCUAGCACCCUACCCUGUCGACGACUAUGCACUAUGGCAAAGCAUGACGCGGUAUUUGCAAAAGAGUCGCGCGACGCUUGCGCGCAUUUUCCAUGUUGACGCACACACGGGCGAUGCCAUGUGCGAUUCCUUCACGUCGAUGUCUGACCGCGAAGCACGUGUGAAUGUCCAUGAUCUCCGGCACACAUAUCGCUCUCAGAUGCAGGGUAAAGCCUCUUCGCCGAUGAGCAGCGUACCCAGUCUCGCAUUCACGCCUUUUUCCCUCGCGCACAGUUGGCCUCCUGACGCACACGGCGCGGAAAGAACGCGAUGGAGUAUGGACAAGUCGUGGCUGCUGGAGGACGUCAUGUCUCGUGCAUGCGCAGCUGAACAUCACGGCUCAUCCCUUGCUCACGAGCCACUCUUGCGUGAGUUUGAGCUAUCUUUUCUUCUGUUCCGUUGCACCAACAAUGCAGCUGCCCUCGAUCACUGGGCUGCUAUCAUUUCGCUUUUUUGUCGUGCUGCCUCCUACCUUGGUGCACCCGCUCCUCAUGCAUUGCAUCCAUGCGAAUGGGAUGCGGAUCGACCGGCGUCGGCGCCUAUGGUGACAUCCUCCUCACAUCUCGAGGCUCACCUUGGAUGGCUCGAAGCGCUCGUUGCUCAAUGGCAAGCUUUGCCACCACAUAUUUGGACAGACGACUUGGCCUCGUAUGAAGCACCAAUUCUUGACGAUCUUGCCUGCCUACGUGCCAAUAUAGGACGGAGUCUGAGUGCUUGGGCUGCUAUGACGUCAAGCACGACUACAGAUCACGAGCGUUUGGUAAAUGCGUGGCGGGACCUAAGUUCCAUUUCACACGCACGCUUUGCAUGGUCGUUAGACCAACUGCUUGAUGAGGAGGUCGAAGCUGACGAUUUCGAAGAAGGUGCUGAUGCCCCCGUCAUUGUACAUAUCUAG
This is a messenger RNA of Malassezia globosa CBS 7966, 1299 nucleotides long. RefSeq lists its product as uncharacterized. The record is from RefSeq and is a predicted model, not a curated record. Gene Ontology annotation, biological process: spliceosomal tri-snRNP complex assembly. Lineage: Eukaryota; Fungi; Basidiomycota; Malasseziomycetes; Malasseziales; Malasseziaceae. Bases 1 to 1299 code for a protein of 432 amino acids. The transcript has a single exon.